CCAUCACAGCGCGUUGUUGUCUUGGAGAAAUCUCGUCACUCACAGACGAUGAAGCAACUCUCAGCGUGGUGACGACAAACUUUCCACUUUCUUACAAACGCUCGUGGACGGGAAUCGCCGUCAACUCUCACCUUCUUCAUCAUCAUCAUCCUCCUCCUCGUCAUCCCAAGCAGCGGCGGAUCUGUGGGUCACGCUGACAGUCGAGGAAUGGAAACGAUGUAGAGGAGAACAAACUCUGAGGCUUUAGUUUGGGCAAGAACAGCGAGCAUGAUACCACCAGUCGGCGUGGUUCAGAACGAAAGCGGGGGCAAAGAAGAGGAACGGGACCAGGAUGAGACUCCAAAAUCCCCGACGGCGACCGCCAGCCAACCGGAAACCAAGAACACUGUGAGGCCUGAACACCACAAGCGAAAGCUGCAGAGGCUCAAACGCUCGCUGUCCUUCAAGACUAAAAGCAUCCGCAGCAAGAGCGCUGACAACUUCUUCCGAAGCAGCAACGACACCAAGACGGAGUUGCUGUCGGACGUGAGCAGCAGCACGGGCCACCUCUGCAACAUCGGCAUGGCGCCGCCGCACACCUCCGGCCUCCCCAUCCCUCCGGUGCCGCCGGCCAUCCCCUCCGCUCCUCCGCCCACAUCACGCCCCCACUCACGCAACCCCAUGCAGGUGGACUCGGCCGGGCACUGCUUCAUGGAACACAUCUUCAAGAAGCCCACCUUCUGCGACGUCUGCAACCACAUGAUCGUAGGUACCACAGCCAAGCACGUGGUCUUCCUGGCAGGGAACACUGCGAAACACGGUCUGCGCUGCAAAGCCUGUAAGAUGAGCCUCCAUCAUAAAUGUGAGAACGGAGUGGGACAGCAGCGUUGCAUGGGAAAACUGCCGAAAGGAUUCCGCCGAUACUACAGCUCCCCUCUGCUGAUCCAGGAGCAGUACGGCUGCAUCAAAGAGGUUAUGCCGAUCGCCUGUGGCAACAAAGUGGACCCGGUCUAUGAGGCCCUGAGGUUUGGGACGUCGCUAGCGCAGAAGGCGAAGAGAGCCAGCGGCUCUGAGUCUCCACACAGGAAUUCAACCAGCGACUUGGACAAGGUUCCAGAGGAAGUGGUUGCUCACUGCAGUAGGCAGGACCUGUCGAGGAAACAAAGUGAUGAUGUGUUCACAGUGUUCGAGAAUGGGAUGGAGCAUUUCCUGCUGACUGAAGGAAAAGCGGAAUAUCCGCUGGAGCAGAUGCACCGAGACGCUUUUAAGCUCAACACCUACGUGGCCUUGUUCAAUUUCACCCCGCAGCAGAGUCACGACCUGGAGAUGAGAGCUGGAGACAGAAUCCUGCUGGCAGACGACUCCAAUGAGGACUGGUGGAAGCCCCCUGCUGGUGGGGAGAUGAAGAGCACAGAUGCUGUCCCGAAUAGCAGCCGAGUCACAUCCACCUCAGGACACAAACACAUGGGGAAUAAAUCACCAAAACAAGAGCAGACACAGGAAACCUGCCGCUGCCAGGCCGAGGACAAACCCCUCAUCCAUUUCAACUUGUUGUUCUCGUCCGGCUGCGGCAAACAGAAACAGCUGCCGCGUUGACUAAUUCAGCAGCUGACGUGGCCGUGCACGCGCCUGCUGCCACAGACCAGGAGGAGUUUCUCCGAGAACACUGCAGUUGGGAAACUCAUCUGAAUAAGUCAUGAGCACUAAUGAAGGACGAGAAGAAGUGGAUGUUUUCCUGAACAUUAGAGCACAACUGGAUCAGUCUGAACUGUAAACACCGUUCUCAUGGACGGAUGCAGCACCUCACAUAGCCCUCCAGAAGAGCAUUUUUUUAACCCAGUCUUCAUGAAACUUACUUGAAAAAUGAUGCCUUCAAAACUUUUUUGAAAACAAAAGUAUAAUUUGUCAUAUAUAAAUAAUGAUUUUUAUAUGAGAAAUUAUCGAAAUACAACACUGUGACGCUUGUUCUGGCUCUUGCUUUCACUUAUUGGUAGUUUAUAUCUAUAUAUUAGUGGUGGGACUUUAACAUAUUUUUUUACAUUAAUUAAUUACAACAAAAAAUAUAUAAAAUAACGUAUAAAAUAUUUAAUUUAAUUUAAUUUAAUUUAAUUUAACAGUUUGCUCUCCAGACCACACAGAACCUUUGUAAGAGGAGGAGUUCCUGGUCCUCACUCACAGUGAUGCACAAGACACGUGGCAGCUAGGUUGAUAACAACAACAACAAUCAUGGAGGAAUCCCUGAACAAAAGCAAACAAAUGCUUUUGUGUGCUUUUGUUCAGGGAGGUUUUUCACUACACAAUGGCCAGAGUUUCCACUACUCUGAAUGUACAUGUAUAUAUAUAUAUAUAUAUAUAUAUA
This is a messenger RNA of Synchiropus splendidus (mandarinfish), 2338 nucleotides long. RefSeq names its product SH3 and cysteine rich domain (gene stac). The transcript has 11 exons. Bases 268 to 1575 code for a protein of 435 amino acids. Gene Ontology annotation, cellular component: extrinsic component of cytoplasmic side of plasma membrane. NCBI's taxonomy places the organism in Eukaryota, Metazoa, Chordata, Actinopteri, Syngnathiformes, Callionymidae. Gene Ontology annotation, biological process: positive regulation of voltage-gated calcium channel activity; positive regulation of protein localization to plasma membrane; skeletal muscle contraction. The record is from RefSeq and is a predicted model, not a curated record. Gene Ontology annotation, molecular function: transmembrane transporter binding.